Messenger RNA from Aspergillus tanneri, 2475 nucleotides. RefSeq names its product phosphoketolase family protein. Gene Ontology annotation, biological process: carbohydrate metabolic process. Lineage: Eukaryota; Fungi; Ascomycota; Eurotiomycetes; Eurotiales; Aspergillaceae. The record is from RefSeq and is a predicted model, not a curated record. Bases 1 to 2475 code for a protein of 824 amino acids. The transcript has a single exon. Gene Ontology annotation, molecular function: aldehyde-lyase activity.
AUGGCACCAAAUACCGAUCUCAACAUCUCCGCCUACGGAGCCGCUCGCUCCACGGUAGAAGACACCCCCCUGAGCACCGAGGAAGUCCGCAAGACGAACGCCUACUUCCGCGCCAGCUUGUACCUCUGUCUGGGGAUGUUGUACCUGCGCGACAAUCCGCUUCUCCGGAUCCCCUUGAAGCAAGAACACAUCAAGACUCGUCUCCUGGGCCACUGGGGCUCCGACGCAGGCCAAUCCUUCACCUGGAUUCACAUGAACCGACUAAUCAAGAAAUACAAUCUGGACGUGCUUUUCGUUUCCGGUCCGGGACACGGCGCCCCGGGCAUUCUCUCCCAGUCGUAUCUAGAAGGCGUAUAUUCCGAAGUGUAUCCGGAUAAAUCGGAGGAUGAAAAGGGGAUGCAGAAAUUCUUUAAACAAUUCUCCUUCCCGGGGGGAAUAGGCAGUCAUGCGACGCCGGAAACACCGGGGAGUAUUCACGAGGGAGGGGAAUUGGGGUAUUCGAUUUCACAUUCCUUCGGGGCUGUAUACGAUCAUCCGAACCUAAUUACACUGACCAUGGUAGGAGACGGGGAGGCAGAGACCGGUCCUCUAGCGACGAGCUGGCAUAGUACCAAGUUUCUGAACCCUUGUACAGACGGCGCCGUCCUGCCGGUCCUCCAUCUGAACGGAUACAAGAUCAAUAACCCGACUGUGUUCGCGCGGAUCAGCCAUGAGGAACUAUCUGCCUUGCUGGUGGGAUACGGAUGGACGCCGUAUUUCGUGGAAGGCAGCGAUCUAGAUACCAUGCAUCAAGCGAUGGCGGCGACGCUGGAACACUGCGUUCUGGAGAUAAAGAAAUUCCAAAAACAAGCCCGAGACUCCGGAAGGGCAUUCCGUCCUCGCUGGCCGAUGAUCAUUCUGAGGACCCCAAAAGGCUGGACAGCCCCUCGUCACGUCGACGGGAAACUCCUCGAGGGAUUCUGGCGAGCGCAUCAGAUUCCCAUCACUGACGUGAACACUAACCUGGAACAUUUAAAGCUCCUCGAAAAAUGGAUGAAGAGCUACAAACCCGACGAAGUCUUCGAUAAAACCGGUCGACUUAUCCCAGAACUAAAGGCCCUGGCACCCACUGGAAACGCUCGCAUGAGCGCAAAUCCCGUCGGAAACGGCGGUAUCAUCCGUCGUCCUCUGGAUAUUCCUGAUUUCAGGACCUACGCGCUCCGGGGCAUCGAUCCGGGGAUCUCCGUCCGAGGAAGCAUGGCCAAUAUGUCCAUGUUCCUUCGUGACGUGAUCGCUCAGAAUAUGAAGACCUUCAGACUGUUCGGACCGGAUGAGACGGAGUCUAACAAACUUGCUGAAGUAUACAAGGCGGGGAAGAAAGUCUGGAUGGGGGAGUACUUCGAAGAAGACAAAGACGGGGGAAACCUCGCAAUGGAUGGUCGAGUCAUGGAGAUUCUCAGUGAACAUACCUGCGAAGGAUGGCUAGAGGGGUACAUUCUCUCCGGCCGACACGGUCUACUAAACAGCUACGAGCCAUUCAUCCACAUCAUCGACUCAAUGGUGAACCAGCACUGCAAAUGGAUCGAGAAGUGUCUAGAGGUGGAGUGGCGCGCGAAAGUCGCAUCACUGAACAUUCUCCUCACUGCAACAGUCUGGCGACAAGACCAUAACGGAUUCACCCAUCAGGAUCCGGGGUUCCUAGACGUGGUAGCGAAUAAGAGUCCCGAGGUGGUGAGGAUCUAUCUCCCACCGGACGGAAACACCCUCCUAUCCACCAUAAACCACUGUCUCUCCAGCGUCAACUACGUCAACGUUAUCGUCGCCGACAAACAGGAACACAUCCAGUUCCUGAACAUAGACGAGGCAAUCGAGCACUGCACCAAGGGCGUCGGGAUCUGGGACUGGGCCAGCAACGACCAGGGUCAGGAGCCGGACGUGAUCAUGGCGGCCUGCGGGGAUGUUCCCACGCAUGAAUCGCUAGCUGCCACGGCGCUGCUGCGCGAAUACCUUCCCCAGGUGAAGGUGCGGUUCGUGAACGUGUUGGACUUGUUCCGGUUGAUAUCCGGGGUAAAUCAUCCUCAUGGGAUGACGGAUCGACAAUGGAAGGCUGUGUUUACUGACAACACGCCCAUUAUAUUCAAUUUCCAUUCGUAUCCGUGGUUAGUCCAUCGUUUGACGUACAAGCGACCCGGUCAGCAUAAUCUGCACGUCCGAGGGUACAAGGAGAAAGGGAAUAUCGAUACGCCAUUCCAGCUGGCUGUGCGGAACCAGACGGAUCGAUAUCGUCUCGCUAUUGACGCUAUUGAUCGUAUCCCUUCCCUGGGGAACACGGCCGCCGGGGUUCGUGACCGGUUCAUCAAUCUGCAGCUGGCGGCCACGGCGGAAACUUUGGAUAAUGGCAUUGAUCCGGAAUACAUUCGUAAUUGGAGGUGGCCCCACCGGGAGAAGAAGCGGAGGACGAGUGUAUUGUAUGAGGGCACCGAUAAGCUCGUGUAG